UGCAGCGGUGCAGCGACGUCUCGACGGCGCCUCUGCCUCCUCCACCUGCUCCGUUGCCGUGGCAACACGCACGGAGCGUCGGCUCGGCUGCUCUGUAACAGAAUGGAGAGGAAGAUGGAGGAGAGCACUGUUAGAGACGUCGAGACCGGGAGUGAAACUGGAGCAGAGGACGCUUUGGUGGGGAAUGUGAACAAACUGACGGUGAGCCCACCAGGAUACUCAGGAGCUCCUCGAAGAGGACAUCUCGUUUUUGAUGCUUGCUUUGAGAGUGGAAACCUUGGCCGUGUUGACUACAUCAGUGAGUUCGAGUUCGAUCUCUUCAUCCGACCCGACACCUGCAACCCCCGCUUCAGAGUGUGGUUCAACUUUACAGUGGAGAACGUCCGUGAGACACAGAGGGUCAUUUUCAACGUGGUCAACUUCUCCAAGACAAAGAGCCUGUACAGAGAUGGCAUGUCUCCUGUAGUGAAGUCUACCAGCAGACCAAAGUGGCAGAGACUUCCAGCCAAAAAUGUCUACUACUACCGCUGCCCCGACCACCGGCGCAACUACGUCAUGUCCUUCGCCUUCUGCUUCGACCGCGAGGACGACGUCUACCAGUUCGCCUACUGCUACCCCUACACCUACUCCAGGCUGCAGCACUACCUGGCCAGCUUGGAGCGCAGGAACCUGCCCUACCUGCAGCGGGAGCAACUGGGCCUGAGCGUGCAACAACGACGUCUGGAUUUGUUAACCAUCACCAACUCUGACCACCUGAGUCCAGAGAAGGAGAAGAAGCUGGUCUUUCUUACAGCUCGGGUUCAUCCUGGAGAGUCUCCUGCCUCCUUCGUCUGCCAGGGUGUGAUUGACUUCCUGGUGAGCCUCCAUCCAGUGGCCCAGGUUUUGAGAGACCAUGUGAUCUUCAAGAUCGUCCCCAUGCUGAACCCAGAUGGAGUCUACCUGGGCAACUACAGGUGUUCUCUGAUGGGCUUUGAUUUGAACCGCCACUGGCAGGACCCGUCUCCGUGGGCGCACCCCACGCUGCACGCCGUGAAGCAGCUCAUCGUGCAGAUGAGCCAGGACCCGAGGGUGAGCUUGGAGUUCUACAUUGACGUCCAUGCCCACUCCACCAUGCUGAAUGGCUUCAUGUACGGCAAUGUGUUCGAGGACGAGGAGCGUGUCCAGAGACAAGCUGUCUUCCCCAGGCUGCUGUGCCAAAAUGCACCAGACUUCUCCUUUUCCAACACGUCCUUUAACCGGGACGUGGUGAAGGCCGGUACUGGCCGGCGGUUCCUGGGCGGUCUCCUUGACGACACGUCCUACUGCUACACUCUGGAGGUGUCCUUCUACAGCUACAUGACGGCUGGCAGCACUGCGCCUGUGCCCUACACUGAAGAGACCUAUAUGAAACUGGGUAGAAAUGUGGCCAGAACCUUCCUGGACUAUUACAAGCUCAACAACCUUAUCAAGGACAACGGGCCGGCUCAUUUUCCAAGUGCUGAGGUGACGUCCCAGAUAGGUGAUGGGAAGGACAAUAGCAGAGACGCAGCGAGCAGAGAGAGAGAGAAGAGCCAGGGUGUCAGGCGCUAGACGGCCGGCGACACAGACGAGCAUGUAUAAAAUGCAGAGCACCGUGGCAGGAGGAUUUGUCACACUCCAUUGCUUUUAGAAGCUCCAUAUCUGCCCGGCUAUAAAGACUUAUUUUCACAGAUUUGUAACAGUGGGGUGACUGAUACUUGCGGGACUAAAAUCAGAACGAGUGUCCUCCAGGGUUAUAUAGUGACUAUAAAACGUGGAGGACUGACUCCGGCCACCCCUCUGUUUUUGAUAUGAGGUCUUCGUCGAGCAGCUCUAUUUGUUUGUUUGUACAGUUGUGAAUAAAUGCAUGUUGUACUGCUGAAA
Betta splendens (Siamese fighting fish) is the source of this 1881-nucleotide messenger RNA. It is a transcript of the gene agbl4, whose product is annotated as AGBL carboxypeptidase 4. Gene Ontology annotation, biological process: proteolysis. The transcript is spliced from 13 exons. The record is from RefSeq and is a predicted model, not a curated record. Gene Ontology annotation, molecular function: zinc ion binding; metallocarboxypeptidase activity. Bases 103 to 1569 code for a protein of 488 amino acids. NCBI's taxonomy places the organism in Eukaryota, Metazoa, Chordata, Actinopteri, Anabantiformes, Osphronemidae.